CAUCAAUAGAUUGACUUCAAAUUUUUUACACGUACACUGCAGACCAAGAACUAUUAUGUGACAAAAACCAGACAGUUCUAGCUUAUUUAGCGUCUGAGGUAUGAACAAAACAAAAAAGUUCAUUAUGGUGGUUGAUCAAUUUUGGUACCCACUGUAUAUAAUAAAUUGAAAGUGCUAUAUUAAAAUGAAAAUAAAAUAACUUGAUUUUCAAAUUUGUAAAAUAUGUUCUAAUCGAUAUAUCAUAAGCGAAAUUCCAGGAAUGCCUAUAUGAAUUCACUUUCGAUUUUCUAAUUAGAAAAUCGAAUUUCUUAUUUCUUUCCUCUUGAAAACGGCAUUUUCGCGCAUUUAAAAAUUCCUUUCAGAAUUCAUAUAGGCAUUCUUUGAAUAUCCUUGUUCUUUCUCCAUAGAUUAUUUUCUAUCUAGCAGUGUAUUCAUUUCUCUACUCUAUCCGACACAUUUUGUUACGAUGAAAGAAAGUUACCUGACUUCUGGAGAUCAACAUAUCCACAUGAUAAUCAACAAAAUCUUUAUGCUAACAUAACUAGUAUCUAUGAUGAGACAUUUGUUGAUCAAUCAAUUCCGUUUGACAUAUAUUUUCCUAAUAUUGAUUCUCUUCAUAUCAAACUUCCUAUUCAUAACCAGUUUUGGUCUACUAUUUCAAAUUUCAAUCGGUUGUAUUCACUUAUCGUCUCAUUCCAUAUAGAUACUUUUCAAUCUCAAUUGCAAACUUUACUAGAUCGACCACCACAUCUUCGUUUUUUACAGAUCAAUCAAAAUGAAUCAUUACCUCUGCAAAUAUCAUUAUUCCAAUAUACAAGUAAAUCAGUUCAUGUACUCGAUCUACAAAACUGUAACUAUUCUUUCAAUGAGGAAGAAUGUAUGAAAUUAUGUCAUUCACCAUUAGGGAUUCAAUGUGAAAUACUUUCUAUCAAUGUGAAAAAUCGCGAAAGUAUUAAUAUUUUUGUCAAGUAUAUGACCAAUCUUCGAGCAUUACAUAUCAAAUAUGAAGAUAAAACGUUCAAUCAACGAUCAACAUCAGAAGAAAAUGCCAAUGAUGAAUUUCGUGAUGAAAAUAUAGACGACAGCGAUGAACUUAUUCAUUGGUUAGAGGAUCAUUUACUAUCAACAUGA
Molecule: messenger RNA, 1131 nt
Organism: Rotaria sp. Silwood2
Lineage: Eukaryota; Metazoa; Rotifera; Eurotatoria; Philodinida; Philodinidae
Source: the annotation of a GenBank genome assembly